Molecule: messenger RNA, 369 nt
Organism: Knipowitschia caucasica
Lineage: Eukaryota; Metazoa; Chordata; Actinopteri; Gobiiformes; Gobiidae
Source: the annotation of a GenBank genome assembly
AUGCCACAAGCUAACGCUACAGCGCUCCCUGCACCAAGAAGAGCGAGGGGUCCCCUGCAGGCGGCAGGGGAAGUGUCCUGGGGUCUGGACAGCUGGGUUUUGAACUUCUUACCCUGCUGCUCCUGGGGUCAACAGCUCAGUGGACGCGGAGCUGGCACCAGCUGGCACCCCCAGUGCCCCAUCCGGACGGUCUGCUCUCCCUUCUCCAGUGAGGGAGGGGGCCGUACGGAGGGAGGGGGGCAUGUCAAGGGCAGACCUGCUACAAGCUCACUCACAGGGCAUCCAUGCCAUGACAUGACCUGGCCACUAGGGGACCUGCCAGCAAGCGACGAGGCUACCGUUCUGAAGCACCACACUAGCUGUCCGUGA